CUUUGUUGACUUGUGAAGGUCAGGUACUAUGUGUUUUGUCAUUUUAAUUGGCAAUCUUAAAGUCUCGCAGUUUGUGACUUAGUCACUCAUAUAGUUGACUGCUUGUCUUCAGUUUUGUUAUUUAGGGAUAGUUAAUGAUUUUCGACAAUUUUAGAGGUUUACGAGACCUUUUAUAGGUAAAUUCGUAGGUUUUGGACAAUAUCACCUCUACUCAUACGGUUGCAAGGAAUCUUAUUCUUGAAGGUCUCCAGCCAAUUCCUAAAUACUUUUGUACGUGGCAGCGUCAUAAUAGUGGGUCGUGUUUGUUCUACCUAGUGAGUGUAUUUCUAAUAAGCCGUGCAAUGAUUCUCCAGGUUGAACAAAGUACCGUAAUUGAUGUAUUCACCCGUAGUGCCCUCAUACGAAUAAAUUUCAAAGUUCGCUGUUAAAAAAUGAUGGCCUAAGUUUUCAUUUAUUAAAUUUUUAUGCUGAAGGUUACUUUUUUACUUAUUUAGAAAGAUUGCUGUGUUGAGUCAGGAUUUGUUUGCCCUUAUCAAAAGAAUCUAAAUAAGCUUGAUUUAUAACAGCCCUCGUACCUAAAUAUGUUUAUCUUGGUAACUAGCGAGGAACACUUGGCGUCACCUAUGUUCUUCCCUAGUAAUAUGUUGCUCUAAAUUAGUUAAAUUAUCGUUUGACCGCACUCGUGUAUACCAUAUCACAUAUCAAGAAGACGUUGUAAAAACGCUCUUUAGGAAGUAUCAUUUCUAACCAGUUCUGAAACGUCAUCCAGUGUCUCUAAUCACUGAACACAGUUUCUCAAAAAACCCCAAGCCAGUAGUCUGUGAAUAAUGACGUUGUGAGCUGAUAGCGCGCUUUAGUUCGGCCAUUAUAGUUUGUUUCCAGCUCCUGCACUGGUUGAAAGUGCACAUUGAUACAAACCAUAGUUGGCUAUACUUAAUACUUUUUCCACCGACGGAUGUUGAUUCACAACCAAGUUCAAUCAAAAUUGGUUGUUUGACAUCCGUUAUAUGCUGUUCACAUCUAUUUGCAUCCUACUCCAAAUAUCACUGUUUCUCAUUUAUUGAUACCCUCUUCCCUGAAGUGUCGGUCUUUCAUUUACUUAUGGAAAUCAGUAUAAUCGAAGUUGUAAUAUUUUCUAUGCCAAUUUCCAGACCGAGGUAUAAUCAAGCGACGAUGAAGCUGUUCUCACUACAAAUCCUUUAUAAAACUGAUACAUCAGCUAAAUUAUUACAAGCUUCACAUGAGCUGUCCAGCUUCGGUUAUUUUCAGCGAUCCAGUGUCAGAGAAGUGAUGGACUUUGCUGCUAAACUAGUCUGUGAACGAACAGCUCGUUGCCAACGCGGACUUGUUAAAGAACAAGAUUAUAUUUGUCAUGUUUAUGUUCGACAUGAUAAUCUAUGCGGUGUACUGAUUUGUGAUCAAGAAUAUCCUCAAAGGGUUGCUCAGACGUUACUAACCAAAGCCACUGAAGAUUUCUCAGCCCAAUAUCCCGCUGCCACUUGGCCAAAUAUAGCUGAUGGAUCAGCUUCAUGUAAAAAAAUCGAUGAAUAUCUUCAUGAGUAUCAGAAUCCCAGUCAAGCAGAUGGUUUAAUGCGGCUUCAAAAUGAAUUGGAUGAAACUAAAGUUAUUUUACAUAAUACAUUAGAAUCAUUAUUGUCUAGAGGUGAAAAACUUGAUGAUUUAGUUGAGCGAUCCGAAGGUCUUAGUUUGCAGUCAAAAAUGUUUUAUACCACAGCAAAGAAAACGAACAAAUGUUGUGUUAUACUGUAA
Schistosoma turkestanicum is the source of this 1770-nucleotide messenger RNA. Lineage: Eukaryota; Metazoa; Platyhelminthes; Trematoda; Strigeidida; Schistosomatidae. The record is from the annotation of a GenBank genome assembly.